Molecule: messenger RNA, 831 nt
Organism: Odocoileus virginianus texanus
Lineage: Eukaryota; Metazoa; Chordata; Mammalia; Artiodactyla; Cervidae
Source: RefSeq, a predicted model, not a curated record
AUGGCUGCUGGCUCCCCUGUGUACAUGGCAUUGCCAGGGUCCCCAUGUCCAAGCAGCUGCACCAGCUCCACAUCCGGUCCGGUCCUCACUGAGGCAGACCUAAAGCCUCCAGGGCAGUCACAGGAGCAAACUCCUAUGGAUGACUCACAUACAGAGGUGGAAAUAAAACCACAGUUGAACCCCAGGGGCAUUUCCUCAGGUUUAGAACAACUGGAGAAGAAUCCAUCACCUCGGGUUGUGAAAACACAUCUGCCAAUUGAUCUCAUUCCUAAAUCUUUCUGGGAAAACAACUGCAAGAUCAUUUAUCUGGCUCGAAAUGCCAAGGAUGUUGCUGUCUCAUUUUACCACUUUGACUUAAUGAAUAAUUUGCAGCCUUUUCCUGGAACCUGGGGAGAAUAUCUAGAGAAAUUCUUGACUGGAAAUGUGGCCUAUGGUUCCUGGUUUAAUCAUGUUAAAAGUUGGUGGAAGAAAAAGGAAGAACACCCAAUACUUUUCUUAUUCUAUGAAGAUAUGAAAGAGAAUCCAAAGCAAGAAAUCAAGAAGGUUGUUCAAUUUCUAGAGAAAAACCUGGAUGAUGAGAUCUUGGAUAAGAUAAUCCAUCACACAUCGUUUGAAAUGAUGAAUUCUGGUUACAUCACUGAUAAAAUGGAGAAAAGAAUAGCAUCUGAAGCACAAGCUUUGGGGGAGGAUAUUCAUAGAAGAUAUGUAAGCUUGCAUUGGAUUGCAGGUGACUGGAAGAAUUAUUUCACAGUGGCCCAAAAUGAGAAAUUUGAUACCAUUUAUAAGAAGGAAAUGUCUGAGACUGAACUUCAGUUCCGUACAGAGAUUUAA